AUGUCUUUUACCAUCGUAGUCCUGGACGUUUCAGCCGGUGUAGGUGCCACCAUAGUUCAAGCCGCCGUGACGGUCAUUGGAUGGGCGGUCUGCCUGGCUGCCGUGACCGCCCUCACCGUCUACAUUACCGACGCAAGGGUCUCGGCCACUCAACUCUCUCUGGUGGCAGUUCUCAGUGCAAGUCAGAACUCCCCAGCCUCCAUCGGCUUUCGGGCCUUGUCGACUUGGCGAGCCCAUCGGAACGCUAUCCAGCUGUUCAUCCUGAUCACCGCAUUGACCGUAGCUUUCGUCCCGCUCUUGUCGACCCUCGCGCAGCUCGGCGUUGGGACUGUCGUACGCACUCGCCUUGUCGACGCCAAGGAAGGAUCUAACUCGAGUGUUUUCUUGUCGAAUGGAUAUAGCAGCAUCUCGUUGUUCGAUCGGCAUACUGACAAUGUCACGAUCAACAAUAUCACAGUGGGCGCACCUACGGGCUGCCGACUAAACAUCACCGCCAUGGGCUGUACGUACCAAGAUUACGAGGAUUUGACCGACCCAUGGCGGUGGGAUCACCCUCUGAAUGGAUACACAUACCGCGCAGUCUACAAAAAAACAGGCAUCCUCGGUACGAAGUCUGUGGCCCCCAACUUGAAAGCGCGAAUGCUGAAGAAUGCAGACUCGGUGAUCGUCGACGGUAUACUCAAAUUGCCGGAUGCGCAGGGAGUCAUCGCUAUUCCCGCAGUCGAGAUCCGAGACGGGUUCCAAGGGAACGUUUCCGAAAUCCUGUAUGGCGCCCCGGCGACGGUGAUUCGUCCAACUUACUCGUGCGUGGACUCUCAAAUCGCCGCAAUACGUUUUGAAACCAAUCUCACUGGGCUUUGGAUCCAGCGCGAGCCGGAAAAGGAAAAGAGGUUUCUCCGGGUUGCCAAACCAAGCGGAGACCCAGCCGUGGUCCAAAUUUUGGAAGAGACUCGCGCGGUCCUGCAGGAACGCGUGGCAGACCCCAACAACCAUAAAGUCCCGAACUUCAGAGUUCUAGAACAAGAGUUCAUUUGGACGACCUACAACAACAUGGACCCCCCGAUAGAAAUGGAUUCUGCCGUCUUGACACAUCAGACUAAUGCUACCUUCAAUGGGACUUUCGGCUCACUGCCCAUUACCAAUGCCUUGUUCGAAUGCGACAACCGCAUUCAGGCGCUCCAUACGGGUUCGCCAAGAGUGCGCAAUCCUUUGGACGGUGUAUGUGUCGUUAACACCUUCACUUACGAUAUGCCAAUCAGAGGCGAUCUCGUCGAGGUCACCAAGAUCGCUCUGUGUGCGAUGGGGGUCGAGGUGGGCCUCGCUAAGCCCAAACUAACGUGCGAGGACGCACGGUGCACAAAAUACAAGAACAUCACGCUCGACUACCUCCCGUCGAAGCUGUCUCGCGAUGACACUCCCUUUAACGCUACCUACAUGUACUACCGCAACGUCAGUUUGGUCGAGGACAAGAGCGGGGACGCGAUGCAUUAUUACGGGAACCUGGGACCAGAUGACAUGAACCCAUUGGGAGCGAUCGUGGCUUCGUCCCCGUGGGUCAUGUGGAAGCGGAUCCACGCAGACAAAUUGGACAGGGAACAAAUCUUUACGAUCAACGCACGCACGAGUAACGCGGCCUUGCAGGACGAAACGGAUGCGCUUGACCUCAACAAGUUCAGCGCGAUGGUCCGCGACACGUGGGCGGACACCUUCCUCGUGUCGAUGCGGGGCGUGCCGAAUGCGGCAGGUAACGGCAGCAUGAGCAUGGCGAUCGGAUCCUGUCCGUUGUGCGUGGCGGUGUUAGAGUCCCGAGUCGAGUUUUCGUAUGAUCUGCGGUUCGGUGUCGCGCUGGUGAUGCUGCUCGGUUUCGGGAUCGUUUUGGUGGUGUAUGCGCUCGUCACACGAACGUCCUCCGCCUCUGCCGCCGCCGCCGCCCGCCCCUUCCACAACAACAAGACGGGAGUCAUGAGCGUCUUGCAGAAAUCGUCACGGUUGGAACGCAAGUUCGAUGCGGGGAGGUUCAUUACCAGCAGUGAUUGGAGUGGGUCGUCUCAUAGCAAGGAGUGGGGCCAGUGGGCCCGGACCGAGGGCCAUCUCCGGCAUUUGGAUCUUGCAGAACAUGAGCCCGUGCUGGCGUUCCCUCACCCAAUGCAAACUCAAGCCCCCGCGCCGUCUAAGUUGAUGCCCGUGACACACGUCAAAGGAACCUGGGACGCGAAGGAGGUUUAGGCGGUCGGGUCGCCUGUGUGCGGCCGUUUACAUCACUAGAUUAGAUUCGAAUGGACAGUAGGCCUGCUGGAUUUGGCGUCUGUCUGGCAUGUGCAUUUAGAGUUCCCUGGCGUAUCCUUUACAGU
Messenger RNA from Fimicolochytrium jonesii, 2351 nucleotides. RefSeq lists its product as uncharacterized. Bases 1 to 2226 code for a protein of 741 amino acids. The transcript has 3 exons. The record is from RefSeq and is a predicted model, not a curated record. NCBI's taxonomy places the organism in Eukaryota, Fungi, Chytridiomycota, Chytridiomycetes, Spizellomycetales, Powellomycetaceae.